Molecule: messenger RNA, 2580 nt
Organism: Hordeum vulgare subsp. vulgare (domesticated barley)
Lineage: Eukaryota; Viridiplantae; Streptophyta; Magnoliopsida; Poales; Poaceae
Exons: 3
Coding region: 367-1422 (351 amino acids)
Molecular function (GO): nucleic acid binding; zinc ion binding
Source: RefSeq, a predicted model, not a curated record
UCGACGGCUGCUGCUGUUUGCCCGAGAAGGAGGUUGCAGCUGCUGUUGCUGCUGGUGGUGGUGUGCACUACAGGGACGGUGCUACUGCUGAUUGGUGUUUGAUGGGAAGGAGGGUGCUGAGCUGGGACUGCACUGAAUAGCUGUUUGCUGUGUUGCUGUGCGUGUGUGUGCAUUGAUACCGGGAGCUGGGUGCUGCUGCUAGAGGAGAAGGUGCUGGUGGUGGUCUGUUCCUGGAGCUGCUGUUGUGCUGUUAGUGGAGCUGUUGUUGUGCUGUUCCUGCUGUUGUGCAUCUGAGUUGCUGUUUUGCUGCUGUGUGUUGGUUCUGCUGUGGAGAAGUGAGGCUGUGGUGCUGCUGGAACACCAAAGAUGGCUGAACCAAAUGCUCUCGCUGCUGCUUUCGAGAAGCUCGCUAAGAUCCUCGCGGAGUCCAACUCCAACUCUGGGGCCAUCGUUCCUCGACAGGAAGUGGCUCAGAAGCUCGAAAUGUCACCCCUGGACAUGAAGCUAGAGGGGGCCACAAAUUAUUUGAGCUGGUCUAGAAGGGCAUUGCUGGCUGUGGAACAGAAGGAACUUGAUGGGCACUUAUUGGGUGCGGUUGAUGAACCCGGAGACAAGACUACCGCGGAGGAAAAGCGGUGGAAGGUCAUAAACUCUGUGCUUGUUGGCUGGUUGUUCAACUCAGUGGUGCCCUCCAUUAGUCGCUUUGUGGAGGGACUAUCCACGUCCGCCGAGAUAUGGAAGACUCUAUCCACCCAAUACUCAGGCAAGGGUAAUUUCAUGCUAAUUGCUCAGAUUGAGGGGAAGAUCAGUCGGCUGCGCCAAGGCGAUGACAUGUCAGUGAUGGCAUAUGUGGCAGAGCUGCAGGCUUUGUGGGCGGAGCAGGAUAACUGUGAUCCUCUAGAACUCUAUGAUGCGGCGUGCAUCGAGUCAGGGCGCAAGUGGAUUGCACGCAGGCGUGUGCUGGAACUGUUGGAAGGCCUCAGAGGUUGCUUUCAUGGCAGGGGGGCUUCCCUGUUGCACCAACCUCUCCUGCCAACUAUUGAGGAGACUAUUGCAGCAAUGUCUCAAGAGGAGGUGAGGCUAUCUCUUGAGCAUGCAAACGUGAAGUUUGUGCCGGCUUCGACAUUUGCAGUCACUGAGCGCAUGGAGUGGGGAGAUCCCAACAAAUGUCAUAUUUGUGGGGAGGUAGGUCAUUGGAAGAGGGAAUGUCCAACUCGUGGUAGAGGCAGGGGAUACAACAGAGGGGGAACUGGCAGAGGCAGGUAUGCUCGAGGCAGAGGUGGAUACCCAUGGAACUCAGGGGGUCAACUUUCUAGGGGCAGAGGUGGCUACUCAGGAAACUCAGGAGGGCAGAGGGCGCAUAUGGUAGUUGAAGAGUGUCGUGGGUAUAAGCCUGACAGUAGAUGUGUAGGGUACGAAUGAGAUGGGCAGAGUCCUAGCUACGGCGAGGUUGUAUGAGUUCAGGCCCCUCUGCGGUGGAGGUAACAGCCCUACGUCUCAGUGCUCUCGGAGCUUGUUACCGAGUGUGAUAUGGAGUACAAAGAUUUGCUAACCCCUUUACCAGUGGGGGAGGGCGGCUUAUAUAGAGUGCGCUGCCCUCCACAACGGUUCUGAUUCAAGGGUGGAGUAGUGGCGAUUGAAUGCAUAUGUUAUAGAAAACUUGUGAAAUGGGAACUGCUUGUGAAGCCUUGAGAGCGGAGAGGAACCAGUAUGCUGGUGAACUGGAAGCUGCAAUGCUCGCCAUGGCCGGCAUGAAGGACGCGCUGGAAGUUCGAGAGAAGUCCUUGGAGGAGGCGCUGGAGGCAAACAGGGUGUUGGUGGCGGAGGUGGAGAGACUGAAGAAACAGAGGACUGAACUGCACAAUCAAAUGGCUGUUCGGAACAAACGAUGGACAGCUCAGGAGAAGUAUGUCAACGACUGGGCUGUCCAGAUGAUGACUCGUCUGGCUGAUUUUUGUGGUGACGCCGAAGCUGAAGCGGCGGCUGUGGAGCGGUCCAUGAAGGACAAUGUGCCACUCGGCGAGGACGCCAACCGGGAUCUGCUCCGGGCGCAUAUCCGCGUAGGCAAAGUGGGUCCUUUCAUUAGCCGACUGAGAGAAGUCAUCGGCCGCAUUGAGAAGGAGCUUUGGCCGGAAGACGAGUCGCGGCAGGAGAUGGAGACUCUGUUGGGGCGACUGGAGGAGAUUCCGGACCGAGUGCAAUCCUGGAAGAAAUCGGCAGCGCGUUGCGGUGCUGACGUUGCGCUGUCCUUGGUCCGAGUCCAUUGCAAGGAGGUGCGGGAAGAUAAGCUGAAAGCAUUGAAGGUCGCCAACACGAAGAAGCUUCAAUUCGAAGACUUCAUGGAGACGUUCCUUGAGACUGCUACCCGCAUCGCUGAUGGAAUCGACUUGGACACUUUUGUGGAGCCCUCCAGUCCUGACGCCGGCCCAGCUGACGCGUGAUCAAACUUUAUCCUCGGUAUGCCGAGUGUUUACCUGUAAGAUAUUGUGGCCACUUCUGUUGGCCGUCAUACUUUUAAAUCGGUGCGGGUAAUCUUGACCCGCACUGAGUCAGCUAUCGUUUAUGAACUUAUGUUGUCGG